CAGCCCAGACAGCCAAGGGGGUGUAGGCGGCCUCUACGUGAGUCGUGGCAGGGAUGGCUGGCACUGGCGCUGCCACUUUCCUUCGCGCUCAACUGUGCUGAAUGCUCCAGGUCUCAAUUACUGGAAUUGUCAACUCCUUCAAACUAUUUUUUUCCAUUCACUAUGAGCAGACCAACUCUGUUGCCCAUCUGUGUGGCUUUCUGUAGCGUUCUCUUCCACACCUGGACUCCAGGAUGUCGAGCUUUCCCAAAGGUGGAAAGGAGGGAGACAGUGCAUGCAUAUGCAGAAAAAGAUCAGUCCCAGAAGAUGAACACAGAUGAUCAAGAAAACAUCUCCUUUGCUUCAAAGUACAUGCCACAGCAGAUGUCCUCUGAAGCUCCAAUGCUACUGUCUGCAGGACCUUCGGUGACACCAUUACAUAAAGUAUUCUCUGUCAACAAAGAGAGCCAACUUCCAGGAGCUGAGCUUCUGCAUCCUACCAGCCCUGGCAUUUACUCUUCCAGUGAGCCAAUGGUCUCAACCAGUGAACAAGGACAUAGUUCCAGCCAGCUUGAAAGAAUGUCUCCUGAGGACAGCCUUUCCAAGGCCAUGUUUACUGUUGCUGUAUCUUCACCUGCUUCUCUGAAUCCUGACCAGGGGGGACCCUACAGCAAUUUGAGUACCCAGCCUCUUGUAGAAGCAGUCACAGAUGGAACACAUAGUUUCCUGGAGUAUGUAGAUAACCAGCUGUUUGCAACUGAAAGUCAGGAAGUAGUUAACUUAGGGAAUUCACCUUCUUCUUCUAUAAAUACCAAAGAACCUGAGAAAAUCAGAGCAGAUGCAGCCAGGAUUAUCACUGCCUUUCCUGGUGUUGAUUCCACAAGAGACACAGAGCCUGAGAGGGAGAGGCCCUCAGAGGUGACAGCUGACUAUGUCCAGAGCACUACCACCAACUAUUUGGUGACAGUCCCCAAGAAUGUCCUGACUAUUGAGCCAACAGCUAGCAGUAUUCUGGGAGACCCUAAGGUCACAGUGAGUGUCAGCACACCUGGCCCAGUCUCUUCUGUCUUCAGUGAGGAGUGGGAUGACACCAAAUUUGAAAGCAUAAGUCGGGGGAGGCCCCCAGAGCCAGAAGCCAAUGCAGAGACUCAAGUGAGAAUAGAGCCCCCACAUGGAACCCAUGGUAGCUUUGAGGGGACUGAGGAGAGCACCACUUCCACAGAGGUUACAAAGGUGGCUCUGGGGUUCUCAGGAGGAGAAACAGCCUUAGGAACAGCCCUGGAAACUGCACUGGGGGAUGAGAGGCCAUCAGUCUUCACCCCUCAAAUUUCCUUCCCUCCCACAAUUCUGGCAGAAGACCCUGAAUUUUCCACUAUGAAGCUGUUCUCAAGUGCAGGAGGCUUCACAGCAUCCACCCAGGGGGACAGGACCCAGCUCUCCUCUGGGACUACAGUUUCUACCUCUCAAUAUGAGUCUGUGUCACAGCAGGAAGAAGGAAAUGUGUUAAAAGACAUCACUCAAGAGAUGACAAUGGCCACUCAAGAAACAGACUCCACAUUACCUGUGGUGACACAAGAGCAUAUGGCCACCAUCGAGGUUCCCAGAGGCAGUGGGGAGCCUGAAGAGGGCAUGCCAUCCCCCUCUCUUGUGUCUGUUGAUGUGGGUGAUGCUGAGCUGUCCAGAAGAUGGGAGUCUCUGGCCACUCCAGCCUCCACCACCGUUGUCCCUAUGUCUCUCAAACUUACCUCUUCCAUGGAAGAUCUCAUGGACACAAUCACUGGACCAAAUGAGGAAUUCAUACCAGUUUUGAGCUCUCCAGUAGCAACCCCUGCAAUGACUGUGGAGGCUGCCACAAUUUCUCCAGCAAUCCCUUCUGAGGGAAGAACGAGUCCAUCCAUCAGCCGCCCAAAUACAGCUGCCUCCUUUGGCCUGGAACAACUCGAAUCUGAAGAGGUAGAAGAUGAUGAGGAUGAAGAGGAUGAAGAAGAUGAAGAGGAAGAAGAGGAAGAUGAAGAGGAUGAAGAAGAUAAAGAGACAGACUUCUUGUAUAAGGACUUCGAUGGUGACACUGAGCCACCAGGGUUUACUCUGCCUGGUAUCACGUCCCAGGAACCUGACAUAGGUCCAGGAAGCAUGGACCUACUAGAGGUAGCCACCUACCAGGUACCAGAGACCAUUGAGUGGGAACAGCAGAAUCAAGGUCUGGUGAGAAGCUGGAUGGAAAAGCUAAAAGACAAGGCAGGAUACAUGUCUGGAAUGCUGGUGCCUGUUGGGGUGGGGAUAGCUGGAGCCUUGUUCAUCUUGGGAGCAUUAUACAGUAUUAAAGUUAUGAAUCGCCGAAGAAGAAAUGGCUUCAAGCGGCAUAAAAGGAAGCAGAGAGAAUUCAACAGUAUGCAAGACAGAGUGAUGCUGUUGGCUGAUAGCUCUGAAGACGAAUUCUGAACUGGACUUGAGUUUAACUGAGAUAUUCCAUGAGAUUAUUAUUUUAUUUUCUAUUUGAAGGCAAAAAGAAGAAAGAGAAUAAAUAAAUAAGAAAAAACAGUAUCUCACCACCUUGCUGCUGCUACCAGGUCUUCGGUCCAGCCCCAUCUCUGCUGGAGAGUAGAUUUUUUUCUUGUGCUCAGCAGAAAAACUAAGCUGUACCCUAAAUGCAGCAUGCAGUGUUUGGCUCUUCUGUAGUGUGUAUGUCAUCAACAAGGGCUGCAAUUUAGAAACACGUAGGAUAUAUGUUCAGUGGGACUUAGGUAGAAUAAAUGUUUUGUAUUUU
Messenger RNA from Grammomys surdaster, 2746 nucleotides. RefSeq names its product armadillo-like helical domain-containing protein 4. The coding region runs from base 163 to 2421 and encodes 752 amino acids. Lineage: Eukaryota; Metazoa; Chordata; Mammalia; Rodentia; Muridae. The record is from RefSeq and is a predicted model, not a curated record. The transcript is spliced from 8 exons.